Messenger RNA from Leptonychotes weddellii (Weddell seal), 3336 nucleotides. The record is from RefSeq and is a predicted model, not a curated record. NCBI's taxonomy places the organism in Eukaryota, Metazoa, Chordata, Mammalia, Carnivora, Phocidae.
AUGGAGUGCCCCACCGAGCGGCCCGAAGACGUGGAUGAGUGUGGCAGUGGGAACGGGGGCUGUGAGGACCAUGGGGGGCUUCUCCUGCCGCUGCCCCCCGGCCACCAGACGGCAGGACCUGCCAAGGCCCCAGCAGCCCCGGGUUUGCCCGCAGACGUGGACGAAUGCGCCUCUGGCCGGGGCGGCUGUGGGCAUCACUGCACCAACCUGGAGGGCUCCUUCCAGUGCUCGUGCGAGGCUGGCUUCCGGCUGGACGAGGACCGCAGGGGCUGUGCCCCCCUGGAGAUCCCCGAGGUGGACCUGGAUGGCCAGCUGCCCUUUGUGCAGCCCCUCCCACAUGUCGCAGUGCUCCAGGAUGAACGGCCUCACCUCUUCCAAGACGACUAUAUUGGGGUCCAGGAGGAGGAGGCGGCGGCGGAGGCCCGGGGGGAGCACACGCUGAUGGAGAAGUUUGUCUGCCUGGACGCCUCCUUUGGCCAGGACUGCAGCCUCACGUGUGACGACUGUCGGAAUGGGGGGACCUGCCUCCCGAGCCUGGAUGGCUGUGACUGCCCCGAGGGCUGGACCGGCCUCAUCUGCGAUGAGGCUUGCCCUCCGGACACCUUUGGGAAGAACUGCAGCUUCUCCUGCGCCUGUCGGAACGGCGGGACCUGCAACCCCAUGACGGGUGCCUGCCGCUGCCCCCCGGGCGUCGGUGGAGCCCUCUGUGAGGACGGCUGCCCCAAGGGCUUCUACGGCAAACAUUGCCACAAGAAGUGUCACUGUGCCAACCGUGGCCGGUGCCACCGCCUAUACGGGGCCUGCCUCUGUGACCCGGGGCUCUACGGUCGCUUCUGCCACCUGGCGUGUCCGCCGUGGGCCUUUGGGCCCGGCUGCUCCGAGGAGUGCCUGUGUGAGCGACAGAACACGCUGACCUGUGACCGGAGGGAUGGUAGCUGUUCCUGCAAGGCCGGCUUCAGGGGCGAGCGGUGUCAGGACGAAUGUGUGCCGGGCUUCUUUGGGCCCGGAUGCCGACAGGCGUGCACCUGCCCUCAGGGCGUGGCCUGUGACCCCGUCAGCGGCCAGUGUGGGGGGCCGUGUCCUGCCGGCUACCAGGGGAAGGACUGUGAUCAAGAUUGUCCCGAGGGCCGCUGGGGGCUCGGCUGCCAGGAGAUCUGCCCGGCGUGUGAGCAUGGUGCUACGUGUGAGCCUGGGACCGGAGCCUGCCUGUGUCCCCCCGGUUACGUGGGCAGCCGCUGCCAGGACUCGUGCCCCGCAGGCUGGUUUGGGCCCAGCUGCCAGACGAGGUGCUCCUGUGCCAACGAUAGGAACUGCCACCCGGAGACCGGACAUUGCAGCUGUGCCCCUGGAUGGACCGGCCUCGGCUGCCAGAGCGCCUGUGACGACGGGCGCUGGGGACCCGACUGCAGCCACCCCUGCACCUGCAGCCCAGGCCACGGGAGCUGCGACGCGGUCAGCGGCCUGUGUGUGUGUGAGGCCGGCUACACGGGCCCGCGGUGCGAGCAGCGGUGUCCCCAGGGCCGCUUUGGGCCGGGCUGUGGGCGGCAGUGUCAGUGUGAGCACGGGGCGGCCUGUGACCACGUCAGCGGGGCGUGCACCUGCCCGGCCGGCUGGAGGGGAGCCUUCUGUGAACGCGCCUGCCCGGCGGGCUUCUUCGGCCUGGAUUGCCGCGGUGUCUGUGACUGAGCCCCUGGGGCCCCCUGUGACUCUGUGGGCGGCUCCUGCCUCUGCCCUGCUGGCCGCCGGGGCCCCCGCUGUGCGCAGGCCUGCCCCGCCCCCACCUACGGACACAACUGCAGCCAGACCUGCUCCUGCUUCAACGGGGCCUCCUGUGACCCCGUCCACGGACAGUGCCGCUGCAGCCCUGGCUGGAUGGGCCCCACCUGCCUGGAGCCCUGCCCCACGGGCUUGUACGGCCCCAGCUGUGAGCACGCCUGCCUCUGCCAGCAUGGGGGCACCUGUGACCCCGUGUCAGGCUACUGCACGUGCCCAGAGGGCUGGGCUGGCCUGGCCUGCGAGCAGGAGUGCCUCCCCGGGCGCUUCGGAGCCGGCUGCGAGCACAGUUGCGGAUGUCUCAACGGCGGCCUCUGUGAGCGGCGCUCGGGCCACUGCCUCUGCCCAGCUGGCUGGACCGGGGACAAGUGUCAGAGCCCCUGUGCUGAGGGUACGUUUGGGGCACACUGUGAGGAGCGCUGUGCCUGCCAGCGGGGGGCCACCUGCCACCACGUGACGGGGGCCUGCCUCUGCCCCCCGGGGUGGAGAGGCUCGCGCUGUGAGAACGCCUGCCCGCUUGGCCGGUUCGGAGAGGCCUGUGCCCAGCGCUGCCUGUGCCCGCCUGGCGCCGCCUGCCACCACGUCACCGGGGAGUGCCGCUGCCCACCAGGCUCCACGGGGCCCGGCUGUGAGCAGGAAUGCCCCCCCGGGCGCUUUGGGCCUGGCUGUGAGCAGCAGUGUGAGUGUGUCCACGGGGACUCCUGCGACGCAGCCACCGGGGCCUGCCUCUGCCCUGCUGGGUUCCUGGGGGCCAACUGCAGCCUGCCCUGUCCACAGGGCCGCUUCGGCCCCAGCUGCGCCCACGUGUGCAGGUGUGGGCAGGGAGCAUUCUGUGACCCUGUGACCGGCAUCUGCACCUGCCCCCCCGGGAGGACUGGCGUCCACUGUGAGCACGGCUGCCCUCAGGACCGGUUUGGCGUGAGCUGUGAGCGCGUGUGUCCCUGCAGGAAUGGCGGUCUGUGCAAUGCGGCCAAUGGUCACUGCUUUUGCGGCCUGGGCUGGACGGGGCCGCACUGUGAGCUGGCCUGCCCUCCUGGCCGCUACGGUGCCGCCUGCCGUCUGCAGUGCUCUUGCCAAAACAACGGCACGUGCGAGCCCACCACGGGCACUUGCCACUGCGGCCCCGGCUUCUACGGCCAGGCCUGCCAGCACUUCUGUCCCCCCGGCUUCCACGGGGCCGGCUGCCGGGCAGCGUGUGAGUGUCAGCACGGGGCCCCUUGCCACCCCGUCAGCGGCCAGUGUGUCUGCCCCGCCGGCUUCUACGGCCAGCUCUGUGAGAGGGGGUGCGAGCCAGGCUCUUUUGGAGAGGGCUGCCGCCAGCGCUGUGACUGCAGGGCGGGGGCACCCUGCGACCCCGUCACCGGCCAGUGCCUGUGUCCCCCGGGGCGCACAGGGGCCGCCUGUGACCUCGACUGCACAGCGGGCUUCUUCGGGCCGGGCUGUGCCCUGCGCUGCGGCUGUGGGGCUGGGGCUGCCUGCGACCCCGUCAGUGGGCUGUGCAGUGUGAAUGGCUCCCUGGGGCCCACCUGCCAGCAAGAGCUGAGCAGCCAGCCUAGCUGGUGA